AUGAAUUGCGAACACAAUUCCGAUUUUUUAUCGACCAUUGAGGAGAAAUAUUUCGCACACCCAUAUCACUGGAUCAUCAUUGAUACCACUAACGAUUCGAUUCAAAACUUGACAUUUUUACCGGAUAGCAACAUAAUACUCGCCAAUAAGGACAGAAAUUCAGACCGAUAUACUUUAAAACAAGUGUAUAAAAUUGCAAAGGAAACACCGCUACUCUAUGAAGACUUCGGUAUAUGGAACCAAAAAGAAGGUCUCAUUGAUUUGCGUACAACUCGCAUUCUUUCUCGAAGACGCCGUAACUUGCAAGGCCAUCAGUUCAAAGCUUCAGCUGCAUUGCCGACAGAAGGAUCUGAAAUCCACACAGAUUUGGAUGAUUAUCAAUACAAAGACCCGAAAACAGGUGAAAUUACAGGAAUGUGUGGCCGAUUACAGAGAAAAGAAGUUGACAUUGGCGCUUCCGUCGUUCUCAUGACGAUUGAACGUGUCGAAUAUCUUGAUUACCUUUCGAUGGAAGUGCCUACGGAGUUUGCUUUCAUGUUGCGACCACCUCCGAUUUCAUACGUUUCAAAUAUUUACUACUUACCAUUCACUGGGCUCGUAUGGAUCUGUUCAAUAUUGUUGGUGAUUCUGUGCACGUUCAUCGUUACUCUAACGUUGAAAUUUCGUUUGAUGCCCGACGAAGGAACCGACCAUAUGACAACAUCAGACUACGUUAUAUUUGCUACUGCAUCAACUUGCCAAAUGGGCUCGGAGUAUUUAACUAAAUUUGUGUUUUUUACGGCUAUGCUAUUUCUAUACACUUCGUUCACGGCAAACAUAGUUGCAUUGCUUCAAUCGACAACAAAAUCGUUUCGAACGAUUUCCCAUUUGCAAAAUCCAGCAAUCGAAGUUGGAGUGCAUGAUACGCCAUACAAUCGGCAUUUCUUCAAAAUGGAAAAUGAAGCAACUCGUAAGCUCUUGUACGACACGAAAAUCGCUCCACCGGGAAAACCAGACGCUUUCAUGAAUAUAUCGUACGGCGUAAGUCGAAUGAGAGAAGGAAUGUUUGCAUUUCACUCAGAAAUCAGCCCAAGCUAUACCGAAGUUGAGAGAACAUUUUUUGAAAAUGAAAAGUGUGGCAUUGUUGAGAUUGACUUUUACGGUAUGGCCGACACCUGGUGCGUCAUUCAAAAGCGUUCACCGUAUAAGGAAAUUCUGAAAGCAAGAGAAAUUCCUCAAAUCGAAAUUCAACAAUAUUUGCACAUCAAAGUUGGAAAUGUGCAGAGAACAAUUGACAUCCCCUGA
Molecule: messenger RNA, 1284 nt
Organism: Sitodiplosis mosellana (orange wheat blossom midge)
Lineage: Eukaryota; Metazoa; Arthropoda; Insecta; Diptera; Cecidomyiidae
Exons: 6
Coding region: 1-1284 (427 amino acids)
Source: RefSeq, a predicted model, not a curated record